Scylla paramamosain (green mud crab) is the source of this 3273-nucleotide messenger RNA. RefSeq lists its product as uncharacterized. Lineage: Eukaryota; Metazoa; Arthropoda; Malacostraca; Decapoda; Portunidae. The record is from RefSeq and is a predicted model, not a curated record. Gene Ontology annotation, cellular component: membrane. The transcript has 10 exons. The coding region runs from base 414 to 3131 and encodes 905 amino acids. Gene Ontology annotation, biological process: monoatomic ion transport. Gene Ontology annotation, molecular function: extracellular ligand-gated monoatomic ion channel activity; protein binding.
UAAAAAAACAAUCGAAAAAAAGGUUAACCUCUUACAUACCUCAAACAUGAUACAUGAGCUCACAGAGACGAAUAAGAAUAACCACAACCAGUAGUUCAAAAGGAUUCACAACUUCACCCAGACGCAAUAAAGUGUGUGUAAAAUUCAGCCUCGUUCUUUAAAAUAUUACGCGGACUAGUGAGGUAAGACGGGGGAGGCGACGCGAGCAUGGCGGGGGAUGGGGAGGCAAACGGGAGGAGGAGGUGGAGGAGGGAAGGAUAGACUGGCAGUAGGCAGCCGCGUGUUAAUCUAGUCGAAGCUCACGGUUUGAUAGUGACCAGUAGCCAACAGGUCACGUGGCGCGCGCUGACCAGUGACCGCUAAUCCGUGGCUGGCAAGGAGAGAGUGAGGCUUGCGGAGGACGAUUUAGUGUAAUGGCGCGCGUCCCUCUCCUCUGGGCACUUCACUGGUCACCUCACGCCUCGCUGCUCCUGCUGGCGUGGCUGGGACGUGGGUGCCUUGCCUUGGAGGCUGACGAGACGCGAGUAUUUGGGCUACAGACGGAGGAGAUGGGGCCAGGGAGGAAGGACGUGUUCUUGAGGUACAACUUCGCCCAACAAAGGACCGGCGGGCAGCCUCGUACGCUUCAGGAAGUUUCGGUGUGCUACAGAUUUCGGCUCGCGCGGUAUCGGGAGGCUGGCUGCAUGUUUUUCUCCUACGCCUACUCCGACACGAUGGAUAACGCUCUGCUUUUCUUCCAGAACGGCGACAAUCUCGAGUUCUAUUACAACGAUGUGAAGGAAUCGGCGCAGCUUAACCUUCAGGUGGAUGACACUCUAGGACUCUGGCACCACCACUGCUUUGUCUUCGCCCGCUCCACCUACAGGGUCUAUAUUGACGGGGAGCUUCUGGCAGAGGGGCGGACUCAGACACAGCAGACGGAUAUUCCUCUCAACGGCACUCUGUACGUGGGGCAGGACCAGGAUCGCUAUGACGGAGGCCUCGACCCCUCCCAGUCCCUCAGCGCCCACGUGGCCCAGGUCAACAUCUGGGACCACGCCCUCAGCCCUGCCACCAUCAGGAGCGCCGCGCUGUGUGAGGACAACCCGAGAGGCAACGUGCUGUCCUUUGACCUGCAGGAGGCGGAGGAGGCCAACGUGACGGUGGAGGAGGCACACGUCACCACCUUCUGCAAGAGCAACCCGGAGGUCGUGGUGGUGCCCCAGUUGUCCUCGCUGCAGGAGGCGAUGGCGUUCUGCGGCCUCAUGAACGCGUCUCUUUACAUCCCAGAGGACGAGGAGACGAACGGGAGACUGUUGAACCAGAGCCUUCAGUUCCUUGACAUCUGUGGCGGCAGGAGCUACAGGCUGCUGUUCCUUGACGCCACUGAUGCUGCCAAAGAGAACCACUGGGUGAGGGGGAGUAGCGGGCGCCCUCUAGCCUUCCACAACUGGGCGCCAGGGGAACCGAACGGCGGCAAGAAAGGAAACUGUGUGGUGAUGCGGAAGUCAGACGGCAGGUGGGGCGACACGCUGUGCACGGAGAGUCACUGCUUCGCGUGUCUCAGAACCCACCGGGACUUUCUGAUCCUGCGUGGCAUGUGUGAGCCUCGGGAGGACAUGCUUCGCUUCUACAUAAUGGGGUACGUCAACGAGAGGCCGUUCUUCAAGGGCUUCUACAAGUUCAUGAUCCACUACUCCGGCAACUCCUCGUGGCUACUCCGCGACACAAACAAAGACUUGGUCCUCGCCGCCUUCACCCCGAGCGAGGACGUGGAGUAUCCUCUGGGGCGGCGGCAGUGGCAGGUCCUGAGCAAGUUCUGUAAGUACUCCGUGGGCUCCUUCAUCAGUCUGGGCCUGUCCUCCUGCACCACCCACCACUUCAUGUGCUCCGAUGGGUCGUGUGUGGCGCGCGCCGUCCGCUGCAACCUUCAGGACGACUGCCUGGACGGGAGUGACGAGGAGCACUGCAGCAUCGUGGAGUUCGGGGAGAAAUACUUCAACUACCGCCCUCCCCCCAGCGGCACCUUUGGGAAGCCCCUCGGCGUGGAGCCUUUGGUCGAUCUUGUGAGGUUCUCCAAGAUCGACGACAUCAACUUGGCCUUCAACGUUGAGAUCGAGGUGACGUUGGCGUGGCGAGACCGAAACCUGCGGCUGAACAACGUGCGGAGCGAGGAGGGGAAGAACCGGCUGUCCAGGAAGCAGGUGAAGGAGGUGUGGACACCAGAUGUGGAGUUCCUUAACAUCUACGACGGCCAGCAGAAGAACCUGAAGCUGUCUGUGGUGGUGAGGGAGAACAGGCCCGCUGACCCCCCGCUCUUCAACGACGUCAGGAUGGACACGGUGCACUCCCCCCUCAGCGCGCAGUUAGUGAAGCGGCAGCAGUACUCGGCAAGCUUCUCCUGCAACUUCCUCCUUUUCAACUACCCCUUCGAUACCCAGAACUGCAGCAUCCUUCUCCGUCUGUCCUCCGCCGAUAAUGAGGUGGUGGAGUUUCAAAACGCGUCAGUGGUGUACAGAGGCAUGAGAAACCUUCCCAAAUUCACCAUUCUGAACGAAAAGGUGACACUCCUGAGCAACACGCAAUACUCCGUCAUUCAGGUUGAGUUUCAGCUGGAGCGUCGGUACAGCUUGCUCGUGCUCACCAUCUUCGUCCCCACCUUCCUGCUGAUCGGCGUCGGCUACACCACUCUGUACAUCCAGCUGCCGGCCUUCCAGGUGCGCUCCAUCAUGACCCUCACCACAAUGCUCGUCAUGUACACGCUCUUUAACCAAGUGUCCAGCGGCCUCCCUGACACAGCCUAUAUCAAGAUGCUAGAUAUGUGGUUCUUCUUCUGCAUCUUCCUUAUCCUGAGCAUCAUCGUCCUACACGUCACGGUGGAGCAUCUGCCGGAGGGAAACGCAGCCCCGGUACCUCCUCCUCCCAAGUCCGUGCCAUCGCCAUUACAGGAAAUACGGAAUAUAUCAAGAUUGUCCGUUGUGAAGGUUCGUCCCGUGGUGCCCGCUGACCUGUCUUACUCUCCGUCCGGUUCCUGGCAGGCAAAGUGGACGGCGCCCUGGGUGAUGUUCAUGGCGCGGACUGUGGUCUAUCCCACCAUCAUCUUCACCUUCAACGCCAUCUUCUGGAGCGUCAUUGUCUUCGUGUACGAGUGACGCCACCCAGGUAGUCUUCUAAGCUGCCACAUCUCCUGACGCUUGGUGACAGCCUUACGCACCUUUGGAAGAGUGCAGAAGCGUAAGGGAAUGUCCACAAAAUACUAACUGUAAGAUUGAUAAAUUUCUUUAAAGUAUUGCA